AAAAGGCAAAGCUCUCUGUUUCUGGAAGAGAGAACGCUUGUUCCUUCACACAAAGCUUCCCUUCCAAUCUAAUCCAAAUCCAAAUCCAAUCCUCAACCAAAACACGAUCAAACAAAAUCAAUCCCCGCCAUCUUUCGCGAUCGAUCGAGCAAAUUUCCCAUUAUUAUUAUUAUUAUUACUACAAUGUGCAAUUGUUGUUCGAUUUCCCUCAUGAUUCUUCGUUUCCAAACUCCAUAUCUGUAAUCCAGAAGAAAUUAACAGCAAAAGCAGCCAACGAAUGGAGAAGAUUCAUCAUUCUGAAAAGGCCGCUAGUUUUAUAGGACGCCAUGUCCGAAGAAAGAGCGAUGUUUCCACUCCUAAAACUCCCGAUUUGUCCACCAACGAUCAGCACAGAUCGGACGUCAAAGAAAACAUCAUUCUCGAGGACGAGAUUGAUGAUCAGACGGCUGGCCAAGUUUUCCAAGAGAUUGAUCGAUUCACCGAGACAUUGUCCGCCGUCGACGAUAAAUCGAAGCCGCCGGAUGUGCCGGAAUCGGUUGAGACAUUCCUGAAACUCAUCGAGUCCGGGAUUGCCAAGUACUAUUCUGCAAAUGGCGAAGCCAAGUUAGGCAAAAUCACGGAGGAUGAUUCGUUUUUUCUCGAGGCGGUAAAAAAGAUAGCUAAGCUGAGUAAUGCUUUCGGCGAUUUUCCUUCUACGCCGUCCCUUAACCGGACGAGCGCUGUGUUGCAGCGAGCAAUGUCGUUCUUCGAAGAUUUGUUACGCGAUCUGCUGGAGGAAUGCAAGACUUGGGACCGAUCUGCUUUGGAGACAGGAGAACUCAACUUUCCGCCGGAGGUGGUGACGAGGAUGACCACAAUUGCGUCGACGAUGAUCGAGGCUGGCUACGAGACGGAAUGCUGUCAGGUCUACAGCGUGGCGAGGCGAAAUGGCUUCAACGAACUAUUGAAGAACCUGAAAUUCGACAUGAUUAGCAUGGACGAUGCGCAGAAGAUGCAAUGGGAGACGUUGGAGGCAGAGAUCGCCAAGUGGAUCAAAGUCGCCAAGCACUGUGCUGGCAUUCUCCUCUCCGGCGAGCGUGACCUCUGCGACUCCGUCUUUUGCAAUUCUCCGUCAAUCUCCGAAAUCCUCUUCAGCAACCUCGCUCGCGCAGUGGUCAUCCAACUCCUAAACUUCGUUGACGCGGUGGUUUUGACUCGGCGAUUUGUGGAGAAGCUGUUUAAGUACUUGGACAUGUAUGAGACUCUCCGAAAUCUGGUUCAAGCCAUCAACACAUCGUGCUCGGAGAACUGUAGCCGCGAUCUGAGCAAGGAGAUAUCCGCCAUCGCUGACCGAGUCGGCGAGGCCGCGGCGUCCAUAUUCUGUGAUUUGGAGAAUUCAAUCAAAAGCGACACGGCAAAAACUGCGGUUCCUGGGGGAGCAAUUCACCCGCUGACCAGCUACGUCAUGAAUUAUCUAGAAUACACCUGCGAGUACAAGGACGCCAUGGAAGAGAUAUUCCGGAAAAACGCUGGCUCUGAAAACCAAGCCGAGGAUCAGCCAUCGCCGUUUGCAAAGCAGCUGAUGACAGCGAUGGAUCUGCUGGACGCAAAUCUGAGCGCCAAGUCGAACCUCUACAAAGACCAAUCACUGAGUCACAUAUUCCUGAUGAACAACGGGCGGUACAUCCUGCAAAAGAUCAAAGCGUCGAGCGAGAUCCUCCAAUUGGUAGGGGACACGUGGUACCGCACGCGAUCGACGGUGGUGAGGCAGUACCACAAGAACUACCAGCGGGAAACGUGGGGGAAAGUGUUGCAGAACCUGAACCAGGAAGUGGCUCAUUCGAAAGGGGGGAAGGUGAACAAGGCAGUGGUGAAGGAGAGGAUGAAGACGUUCAACACGCAGUUCGAGGAGAUCCACAAGACGCAGAGCACGUGGGUGGUGAGUGACGAGCAGCUGCAGUCGGAGCUCAGGGUGGCCAUAUCGGCGUUGGUGAUUCCAGCGUACCGGAAUCUCUUGGGGAGGUUCAGGCAGAACUUGGAGAAAGCGGACAAGUACAUUAAGUACCAACCCGAGGAUGUUGAAGCAUUGAUUGACGAGUUAUUUGAUGGGAACCCUACUUCUAUGGGUAAGAAGAAAACAUAAUAUUAACAACAAUAAUUAAUAUUUACGUGCUCGUGCUCGUGCUGGUGGUCGUACAUUGAUUAAUUCACCUUUUCUUUUUCUAUAGUAGAUGCAAACUCUUAUGGAUGCAAGUUUAUAUGAAUUUCGUGGUGUCUACCUAACGAAUA
Messenger RNA from Diospyros lotus (date-plum), 2268 nucleotides. RefSeq names its product exocyst complex component EXO70B1-like. The transcript has a single exon. Lineage: Eukaryota; Viridiplantae; Streptophyta; Magnoliopsida; Ericales; Ebenaceae. Gene Ontology annotation, molecular function: phosphatidylinositol-4,5-bisphosphate binding. Bases 278 to 2122 code for a protein of 614 amino acids. Gene Ontology annotation, cellular component: exocyst. Gene Ontology annotation, biological process: exocytosis. The record is from RefSeq and is a predicted model, not a curated record.